UUCAGAUCAACAGGAUGAAGAGAUAGCACUUAUUCACCUCUCAUCCGCCACGCCAUCAUGGCUCCCUCACACCGACCUCGAAAGAAGAGGACCGCCAACCUCAACAGCUCCAAUGGCACGGUAAUCAUCGACGGAGCAACAACACGGGAGAAGCCCGCCUUCCCUCUCGUAGCUUUCUUCUGGCCAGCCAAGGGCACUCAAACGCUAUGGGUCACCAUGCCAUGUAUCCUCAUGGUCGUCGGUCUCUUCAGAUGGUGCACUGCCAUGUGGCCUUAUUCCGGAUUUCAGUCACCUCCAAUGCAUGGCGACUUCGAGGCGCAAAGACACUGGAUGGAGUUGACGACCAACUUACCAAUGACACAUUGGUACUUUCAUGAUCUACAAUGGUGGGGACUGGACUAUCCUCCUCUGACGGCCUACCAUUCAUGGAUCCUAGGACAAGUCGGCUCGUACAUCAACACCUCCUGGUUCGCGCUCUACCUCUCUCACGGUCUGGACGAUCCGGACCUCAAGGUCUUCAUGCGGGCGAGCGUGUAUGCCUCGGAACACUUGAUAUACGUCCCGGCGUUGAUUGUAUGCGUCCGUCACCUGUCGAAACUCCACCACAUGAACCCGUGGGAGGCUGCCAUCGCUGUGACCGCCAUCUUGAUGCAACCAGCUACCAUCCUCAUCGACCACGGCCAUUUCCAAUACAACACUGUCAUGCUGGGCCUUUUCGUCGCAGCCAUCUCGAGCAUGCUUGCUGGUCGAGCACUUUGGAGCUGCGUCUUCUUUGUUGCCGCGUUGGGUUUCAAGCAAAUGGCUCUUUUCUGGGCUCCCGCUGUCGCCGCUUACCUCGCUGGCAGCUGUCUAUUUCCGUCCAUCAAGAUCGGUAGGCUCUUCGGCAUCGCACUCGUUACAUUGGCUUCUUUUGCAUUGCUGGUACUUCCUCUCGCUCUGGGCACGUAUUACGAUGCCGCCCGCGACGUUGCCCUUCCAUCGGACAUCACCCUCCCUCCUGGCCUCUCAGUCUUGCCGUUCGAGCUAAGCGAAAAAGCUUGGUACUCCCCAUACAUCGUGCAACUCGCGCAAUUGGUCCAUCGCGUCUUCCCGUUCGCUCGCGGCCUGUUCGAGGAUAAGGUCGCCAACAUCUGGUGCGCCGUUCACGCCUCCGGCCUACACAAACUCCACCAAUAUGACCAAUCUCUCCUCAGCCGCGCAGCGCUCGGCUUGACACUGGCGUCCAUCAUCCCGCCAUGUCUGAUCAUUUUCCUCCGACCCAAGAAGGAACUAAUUCCCUGGGCCUUCGCCGCAACCUCGUGGGGUUUCUUCCUCUGCUCAUAUCAAGUCCACGAGAAGAACGUUCUCCUCCCACUCCUUCCCAUGACGCUUCUCCUCGCUACCGAGAGUGGCAUGAAACCGUCGAUCAGAGCAUGGGUCGGUUACGCCAACCUCAUCGCCAACUGGACCUUGUUCCCACUCCUCGCGAGGGAUCAGCUUCGGAUGCCUUACCUUGUACUCACGUCACUCUGGGCAUACCUCCUGGGCCUACCUCCAUUCUCCAUCAGCGCAUACACCCACCCCGCGAAGGAGGGUGGCGUCAACAUCCUGACGAAGCUGAUCCAUCUCGGCACAUACGCAGCUGCACUGGCAUGGCAUGGCGCGGAACUCUUCGUACCUCCGCCGGAGAAUAAGCCUGACUUAUGGGUCGUGGCGAAUGUCUGCAUCGGGGCCGGCGCUUUCGGUCUCUGCUAUUUGUGGUGUCUGUGGAAUCUCGCCGUGGACAGCGGUCUUUUGAGUUUUGUAGGCGUUCAAAAGCAGCGCGUUCUGGCGAGCGAAAAGAAGACGCAGUAAGAGGCGUAGUCUGUGGUUUGUGGGGAGUACUCUGCAUCCCCAAAGAGCUGUACACUAUUGUACAUGUAUAAUACAAUUCUGUCCAUCC
Messenger RNA from Zymoseptoria tritici IPO323, 1921 nucleotides. RefSeq lists its product as uncharacterized. NCBI's taxonomy places the organism in Eukaryota, Fungi, Ascomycota, Dothideomycetes, Mycosphaerellales, Mycosphaerellaceae. Gene Ontology annotation, biological process: protein N-linked glycosylation. The record is from RefSeq and is a predicted model, not a curated record. Gene Ontology annotation, cellular component: endoplasmic reticulum membrane. Gene Ontology annotation, molecular function: dolichyl pyrophosphate Man9GlcNAc2 alpha-1,3-glucosyltransferase activity. The transcript has a single exon. The coding region runs from base 58 to 1833 and encodes 591 amino acids.